Molecule: messenger RNA, 2199 nt
Organism: Striga hermonthica
Lineage: Eukaryota; Viridiplantae; Streptophyta; Magnoliopsida; Lamiales; Orobanchaceae
Source: the annotation of a GenBank genome assembly
AUGUGGGUGUUUUAUUUGAUCUCGCUGCCAUUAACCCUAGGCAUGGUGCUCUUGACUUUGAAAUACUUCUCCGGCCCGGACGUGCCGCGUUACGUAUUGUUCACGGUGGGGUACACUUGGUUCUGCUCGAUUUCGAUCAUCAUUCUUGUUCCCGCCGACAUUUGGACGACUAUAGUUGGUCACGGUAAUGGAGGAAUCUCUUUCUUUUGGAGUUGGUCAUACUGGAGCACCUUUCUGCUCACAUGGCUUGCUGCGCCCCUCAUUCAGGGUUAUGAAGACGCUGGGGAUUUUACUAUGAUAGAUAGAUUGAAGACUAGCAUUCAUGUAAACUUAGUCUUCUAUUUAAUUGUGGGGUCCAUUGGUCUUUUUGGACUUAUUCUCAUCAUUACUACGCACAAAAAUUGGAUUGGGAGUAGAGGCAUAUUGGGGUGGGCAAUGGCUUGCUCAAAUACAUUUGGACUUGUGACUGGUGCAUUUCUUCUUGGUUUUGGUUUGAGUGAGAUCCCUAAAGGUAUUUGGAGAAAUGCUGACUGGACAAUUCGACAUAAAGUUCUUUCCCACAAGAUAGCCAAAGUGGCUUUGAAACUUGAUGAUGCUCACAAAGAAUUGUCAAAUGCCAUUGUGGUUGCCCAAGCUACAUCAAAACAGAUGACCAAACGAGAUCCACUAAGGCCACACAUGGAUGUCAUUGACAACAUGUUAGUGCAAAUGUUGAAAGAAGAUCCUUCCUUCAAGCCACAAGGGGGGCGGUUGGGAGAAAAUGACAUGGACUAUGAUACAGAUGAGAAAUCGAUGGCAACACUAAGGCGUCACCUUCGGGGAGCUCGUGAGGAGUAUUAUCGAUGCAAAAGCGAGUACCUGAUUUAUGUCAAAGAGGCUCUUGAAUUAGAAGACACAAUAAAGAAUUAUGAAAGACGCAGUAUGACUGGAUGGAGGUUUAUCUCAAGCUUCCGACCUGAACGCACUGGUAAAUUUGGGCAGUUCCUUGACAUGGCAGAAUUAGUAUGGCGUUGUAUCUUGCAAAAGCAAUUGGAAAAAAUCUUGGCUGUCAUUCUUGGUUGCAUGUCAGUUGCAAUUCUCCUGGCUGAGGCUACUUUGCUGACCAAUGGGGUUGAUUUAUCUUUAUUUUCUAUCCUCAUAAAAUCUGUAGGACCUGAAGAGGUUCUGGUGCAGGUCAUUGCAUUUGUUCCUCUGAUGUUCAUGUGUGUUUGCACAUAUUACUCACUCUUCAAAGUUGGAAGGAUGAUGUUUUAUUCAUUGACACCAAAACAGACAAGCGCCGUCAGCUUGCUUAUGAUAUGCUCGAUGGUUGCUCGUUAUGCUCCUCCAAUUUCAUAUAAUUUUCUGAAUCUCAUUAGUCUUGGUGAUGGCAAGAAGACUAUUUUUGAGCAGCGCAUGGGAAACAUUGAUAAAGCUGUACCUUUCUUUGGGGACGGGUUUAACAGCAUUUAUCCCCUUAUCAUGGUCAUAUAUACCAUCUUGGUGGCAAGCAAUUUCUUUGAUAGGAUCAUCAGCUUUUUUGGCAAUUGGAAGAUUUUUAAGACUGAAUCAGAUGACAUGGAUGGGUUCGAUCCAUCUGGAUUGCUUAUACUGCAGAAAGAAAGGAUGUGGUUGGAACAAGGACACAAAGUUGGUGAGCAUGUUAUUCCAUUGGCUCGAAACUUCAAUGAUGUGAGCUUGGAUCUAGAGUCGGGUGUUAAUAGCAACGACACUAGAAUCCAGACGAAGAUGAAGGAGGACAUAAAGGGAAGCUCGUCAAGAUAUUCUGGGAGCAAAGAAGCCAUAAGCAACAAAUACACCGCCAUAAGAGAACAAAACAAGUCUUCACCACAUAACAACAACACAAAACUGACCGACAACAUCUCCUCUGCCAAAGUCUCGCUGCUCAAAAGCGGCGAACCCUCAAAAAGCCCCAGCAACAGCAGUAGCAGUAGCAGUGGGGCCCACUCGGCCAUGGCCUCGAAAUGGGCCUCUAUGAAGCAGGGUUUUCAAUCUUUAAAAGCAAACAUCGAGGCCAAGAGAUUUUUACCCCUUCACCAAGUUCAAGAAACACAAAUGCUGUCCCGCGUGUCGUCCUCCGAGUCGUUGGACGAGAUAUUUCAGAGACUGAAACGCCCCUCGCACGAUCGUGGCCGUUAUAGUGAUGGCGAAGAUGACGAUGAUGAUUUUGAAAUUAAAGCUCCGGGUGAGAGAAGGUAA